Molecule: messenger RNA, 7135 nt
Organism: Plectropomus leopardus (leopard coralgrouper)
Lineage: Eukaryota; Metazoa; Chordata; Actinopteri; Perciformes; Serranidae
Gene: scube1
Product: signal peptide, CUB domain, EGF-like 1
Biological process (GO): signal transduction
Cellular component (GO): cell surface
Molecular function (GO): calcium ion binding
Source: RefSeq, a predicted model, not a curated record
CACACACACACAAACACACGUACACUCACACAUACACGCACACACAGUCCAAACCCCCAGAAAAGCCCUGCUGAAUCCUCACACCGUCUGUCAGCAUGGGGAGCGCUUGUUUUUCCCGGGACGUUUGUUUGUUUAUCCUCCUCAUAAAUACUUGCAGGGUGAUGGGGAAUGUCGGACUCGCAGAUGCAGACGAGUGUGCAGAGGGCUCAGACGACUGCCACAUCGAUGCCCUCUGUCAGAACACGCCUAAGUCCUACAACUGCAUCUGCAAGCCGGGCUACAAGGGUGAUGGCAAACAGUGCGAAGACAUGGAUGAGUGUGAGAACGACUACAAUGGGGGCUGUGUGCACGAAUGCAUCAACAUACCUGGAAACUACAGGUGCACCUGCUACGAUGGAUUCAUGCUGGCCCACGAUGGACACAACUGCCUUGAUGUGGACGAGUGUGUGGACAACAACGGCGGAUGCCAGCAAGUGUGCGUCAACACCAUGGGGAGUUAUGAGUGUCUGUGCACAGAGGGCUUCUUCCUCAGCGACAACCAGCAUACCUGCAUCCACCGCUCUGAUGACGGGAUGAACUGCAUGAACAAGGACCAUGGCUGCGCCCACAUCUGCAGAGAAGCUCCCGGCAAAGGCGGGGUGUCGUGUGAGUGCCGUCCUGGCUUUGAACUGGCCAAAAACCAGAAAGACUGUACAUUGACAUGUAACUAUGGAAAUGGCGGCUGCCAGCACACAUGUGAUGACACGGACACAGGGCCGGUGUGUGGCUGCCAUCAGAAGUACGCCCUGCACUCAGACAGCAAGACCUGCAUCGAGAAAGAUGAGGCUGCAAUUGAGAGCUCUGAGUUCAAUGCCACGUCAGUAGCUGAUGUGGACAAGCGGGUGAAACGGCGGCUACUUAUGGAGACCUGUGCCGUCAACAACGGCGGCUGCGACAGGACGUGUAAAGACACAGCCACAGGGGUGCGCUGCAGCUGCCCUGUGGGAUUCACUCUGCAGCCCGAUGGCAAAACCUGCAAAGACAUCGACGAAUGCCAGGAGAACAAUGGAGGCUGUGAUCAUUUCUGCCGGAACACUGUGGGCUCCUUCGAAUGCAGCUGCCAGAAAGGCCACAAACUGCUCACUGAUGAACGGACAUGCCAAGACAUCGAUGAAUGCUCCUUUGAGAGAACCUGUGACCACACCUGCAUCAACUACCCCGGCAGCUUCGAGUGCCUCUGCAACAAAGGAUACAUCCUGUACGGCCUCACUCACUGCGGAGACAUUGACGAGUGCAGCAUCAGCAACGGCAGCUGUGAGCAUGGCUGCAUCAACACCCAGGGAGGCUACGAGUGUGUGUGUCCACCUGGACAGAAACUCCACUGGAACAAGAAAGACUGCAUCGAGGCGGUGAAGUGUCUGCCCAAUGGGAAGCCAGCGCCCCGAGCCCAGCUGACGUGCACAAAGAGCGGAGGAGCAGAGGUCUGCUCGCUCUCCUGCCCCUCCAACGCCCUCUUCCUCGCGGACUCUGAGAACAGCUACACACUGAGCUGCGGAGUGCCCGUCCAGCCUGGGAAAGCUCCUCAGAAAAGGAAUGCCACUGCUGCCUUACCCACCUGUGCAGACACUAUGGCCCCGCCCAUCAAACAGAAGGCUAGGUUUAAGAUUAAAGACGCCAAGUGUCACCUGAGGCCCCGCAACAAGGAGAAGAACCGAGACUCAACCAGGCAGAACCUGCAAGGAGGCCAGUUCCCCUGCACCGAUGACUGUCAGGUGACUUUUGUCAACCUCAAGUGCGACUCGUCGAAGAAGCGCCGGCGGGGACGCAAAUCUCCUUCCAAAGAGGUUUCCCACAUCACAGCCGAGUUUGAGAUGGAGAUGAAGGAGGAGGAGGCCUCAGACUCGUGUAACGUGGACUGUGUGCGGGAGAGGAUGAAGCAGAAGCUGCAGAGCACCAUGCGGACACUCAGGAAGUCCAUCAACAAGCAACAGUUCUACAUCCACUUCUCCGGGACGGAGUACGAGGUGGCCCAGAAACCGUCCAGGACACCAGAUGGAACUGAGGCCUGCAGCACAGGACAAGUCCUCCGGGACGGAAAGUGUGUGAGCUGUAGUGUGGGGACGUUCUACAGCGGGGAGCAGGAGCAGUGUGUCCAGUGUCCUCCUGGGACAUACCAGGACACUGUUGGUCAGCUGUCCUGUGAGCCGUGUCCCAGUACUGAAGGACAGGGCAUCGCUGGUGCCAAGAAUGUGUCUCAGUGUGGAGGCCAGUGUGCAGCGGGUCACUUCUCGGUUGAUGGCUUCCGUCCAUGCCAGCCCUGUCCCCUGGGCUCCUACCAGCCAGAACCAGGUCGGGUUCUCUGCUUCCCCUGUGGAGGAGGUCUCAUGACCAAGUAUGAAGGAUCAAUGUCUUUCAGGGACUGUGAGGCCAAAGUGCACUGUGCUCCUGGACAUUAUUACAACUCCAGCACCCAUCGCUGCAUCCGCUGCCCAGCAGGAACAUAUCAGUCUGAGUUUGGACAGAACUACUGCAUCACCUGUCCAGGGAACACCACCACUGACUUCGAUGGUGCCACCAACGUCUCCCACUGCAAAAACCAGCUGUGUGGAGGAGAGCUGGGAGAAUACACAGGUUACAUCGAGUCUCCUAACUACCCCGGAGAUUACCCAUCCAACGUAGACUGUGUCUGGACCAUCAACCCACCACACAAGAGGCGGAUUCUCAUCGUGGUACCAGAGAUCUUCCUCCCCAUUGAGGAUGAGUGUGGAGACGUGCUAGUCAUGAGGAAGAGUGCCCUCCCUACCUCCAUCACCACCUAUGAGACGUGUCAGACCUAUGAGCGGCCCAUCGCCUUCACCUCGCGCUCUCGCAAGCUCUGGAUUCAGUUUAAAUCCAACGAAGGCAAUAGUGGCAAAGGUUUUCAAGUUCCAUACGUCACUUAUGAUGAGGACUACCAGCAGCUGAUAGAGGACAUAGUGCGAGAUGGCAGGCUCUACGCCUCUGAGAACCACCAGGAGAUACUGAAGGACAAGAAGCUGAUAAAGGCCCUCUUUGACGUGUUGGCCCAUCCCCAGAACUACUUCAGGUACACAGCUCAGGAGUCCAAAGAGAUGUUCCCUCGCUCCUUCAUCAAGCUGCUGCGCUCCAAAGUCACCAGGUUCCUAAGGCCGUAUAAAUAGAUGGGACCUCUCCACUGUAAAGACCCCCAUUAUCCUGCGUCUAAGUUCCUGUUAGCCUCCCAUACCCCUACUCCGUCUACUUCCCCCCCUGCCUUGGUCAAUACAUUGAGGUACCUAUUCUACAACUAAACAUCUUCAUUUCUUCUACUUGUUCUCAAUCCUGUUUGUCACAUGAUGCCUUUCCUCCUCUUUGAACCCUUUCAUUAGUAACACAUCAUUAACUGACCUCCCUUCCCCACGUUGAUGCAGCUUUUUGAUAAGGUUUGACCGAUAUGGGUUUUUCAUAGGCCAAUAUUAAUAUUAUUUUCAUAACUAGUAGAAGAUGCCUGAUAUAUAUGUGUAUAUAUUGUUUAUUUCAGCUUGAUCAUUUCAUAUCAAACAUACACAAGUAUUGAAUAUCUUUCUCUGUUUGGCAUGGUAACAUCUAUCGGCUCCUUAAGGCCAUGUAAGUGAAGGUCCAAUAUCUGCAAUAUUGGUGGUACACUGAAUAUUAAACACCAAACUGAAUACACCAAUCUGCCAAAACUAAUAACAUUGAUUGAUCAUCUUGUUACCAUACAUUUUUCUGCUGGUAAACUUUUGGUCUUGGCAUUCAUAUGGAAAAAAUUCAUAUGGCAAAUUGACAUGCUCUACCUACCCAAACACCGUUGCAGACCAAGUAUCCCCUUAACCCCAUGGCAAUGGGAAUCCUCAUUGGCAGGGCCCUCUCUGCAGGACAAGGCACCAUGCCACACUGAAAAAAAAAAAACAGAAAGAAAUGGCAUAAGGAUAAUGAUAAAAACUUAAAGGCAUCGACCUGGCCUCGUAAUUCCCCAGACCCUAAUCUGAUCACACAUUUGUGUCAAAGUCACACAACAAUUUGUCCAAACUUUGUGGUAACAUGGGAGGGUUAUAGAACGUUGUCGUGCUCACAUCAGGACAUCAUGACCUCAGCAAGUGGUUUGAGUGAUCAGAUCACAAUGUGACUUGGAUGUUUUUUACACCUGUAUUCAGUGCUGUCCACUUGUGAUUAGUUAAAGAAUGUUAAUACCAGGUAAAUGGUAAAUGGUAAAUGGUAAAUGGACUUGGAUUUGUAUAGCACUUUUUUAGCUGUUUGACCACUCAAAGAGCUUUCACACUUUACCCGGUCACACACUGGUGGCCAAAGUGCCGUCUGCUACUCAGUUUUUAAACAUUCAUACACAAUCACACACCGAUGAAACAGCCGUCAGGAGCAUUUGGGGUUCGCCAACUUUCCAAUUAGUGAUCGACCCGCAGUAUCUCCUGAGCCACAGUUCUUCAGAACAUAUUUGUCUUAAUGUGGUUCUCCCAGUAUUUAGUAUAUGGCCAGUUUUAGCAAACCAAUAUAUAUCGGUCAAACCCUAUAUUUGCACACCAUACACUGAUUCUUCUCUCCCAACUGUCCCCAGAUUUCUGCACCUUCAUGAAAACUUUUUUCUUCCCUUCCCCUCCUCCACCUCUCAUUUUAUUUUGCUUGGCUUUGUUUUCUGUGUUGUUGUUUUUGAUUUUGUAAUAUUUAUACUGCCAGAACUUGCAGAAGCCCACAUCACAGAUGUUCCACACAUAUCCAGAUGUGUAAGACAUGUGUGUCAGUGUGCACAUACACAGGGGUACAUGCAUGAUGUGUUAAGACGUACUGGCCCACACAGUGAACAUGGAUGUAUCUUGAAUUGGAUUUCGUUAUUGGCCCCUGAUGUGCACGAGACAGACACAAAAAACAGUUGGUGCACUUAAAACACAUUUUAACACGGAAAUUAUUUGAAAUCUAAAAUCGAAACCAUUCCACCUUUAGUGGGUGCAUCAUCCAUUCGAGCACAGGGAAAGAUGAAAUGGAGUGAAUCAAAAAAUCUAUACUAUAAUUUUUUUUUAAUAAAAAAAAGGCUAUAUAACAAGAUGAGAUAAACUACCUGCAAGUAACAGAUUGUUACUUUAGAGAGAAAUGUAUGUGAUGUAACUAAUAUUUGGAACUUUAAUUGCACUUGAAUUUUAUAUUUUAAACUGUAGGAAAAAAAGAUCUAAGUUACGUAUUUGUUAUCUUUUUUGUGUUGUUUUGAAAUGUGCCACAUGUGGCGGCGGUGAGAGAGAGACAGUGAUGUCUCCUGUUAUCACCCUCACUCUGUAGCUCGCAGUGACCCCAAAAUCUCUCAAAUCAAAAAAACAUUACGCUUCAGCAUCUCAAAACUAAUGCGCACAGAGAGAAGACAUAGUAAGCAUUAGGUCACUCAAACUUGCCACCAUCACUACAGUUUGUGUCUUCACUACCCAGUCCUGCUUCAUCCCUCAGACAUGUCCUACAGCUGCCAGAGAGAAGAAGCACCAUCACAACAGCUUCUUGUAUGAUGGCAAAACUUCCAUUCUACACACAAUAUACGCUUCCUUCUAAAAAACUACUUACACCAUCUGCAUUCAUCCAGAUGCAAUCUCUUUCCAUUAAAUAGGAAGUAUAGUGUGUAUACUAUGCUUUUCUUUUAUAACCCAACUAAAUGUUUCUCUGUCAUUCCCAAUGGUACUAAUAUGUCUAUGAAAUCCUAUACCGUGUAUUGAAAAUGGGCUCUAUAUCUGCACAAUGCGACUGGAGUUAAAAACAUGUAAAGUGUGAGUGAAAUGUUGGUCUGGAGGUGAAUGUAGUGGCAGGAUCACAGUGGGAAGAAGAGGCAUCUCCUGUCUGAGUGUCAGUGUGUUCAUAGCACUUGCAGCAUCAACUGUAAGCCAGUGAAUUUGAUCUGUGCUGUGUUGUUCCAUGAAGAGGCAAGCCCCCCCUGACUGGUGAUAAAAUGUAAAUGUAAUUCCUUUUUGGUUAAAACUCCUCUAGAAACUGAUCUUCUCUUAACUGUGUCAUUCCAACACAUUCUCAUCCUAAGUCGUAACAUAUCGCCGCUUUGUCAGUGGAUUUUAGUGUCUACAUGUGCUAGGUAUCCUCCUGCGUCUGUUGACAUUUAGGGAUGCUGCCAACAACACCAGGAUGUCAACAAAAGCAUGUGGGUAGGAUUAAGCAGCAAAAGUGAAUGGUUCCGACAUGAACUGACGCAAUCUCUCCGCAAAAUAUGCUGCUGCGCCAGUUGCCAUUCAGCUGACCAACAGCUCAUAAUACUAUGAAACUUUCAACCAAGCACGUCACCAACUGACUGUCAAGUGGUACAUCAUACUGCCACGAAAGAUGGCUUUUGUCGUUGGUGUCCGACGCUGAGAUCACUGACAAAGAGGCAGAACAGGGAAGCUUUGAUUAUUUUUGUUGAGCACAAGUAAGACUCAUUCAGACCCUAACAAAGCUCAGUGUUUAGAGAUGUAAGGACCAUACUGGAGGUUUUCCAUGUUCUAGCCCAUUAAAUCAUGUAUACUGCUUGUUUUUCUUGAGAGCAUAGGAUUUCAGGCGGUCAUUGGUCUCGCUUCACUUUGGUAUACUGUGACUUUAUGGCUUUCUGCCAGAAAGAGAUAUUUUUGUGGAGGUUUUGUGUAGUUUGCUAGUGUAGUUUGGUAAAGUCUGUAAAGUUACAUCAAUGUUGACUUUUGCAAGUGCUAAAAUGUCAAAAAAAAUGUCAAAUUAUUCCUUUAAGAUAAAUAAUACCUCAUGGUGCAUAAUUUGUGGCCUGUCUUUGUACAAUGACUCAUUUAUUAGCAAGGCUGAUAUUUAAAGCUGUCCCCAUCGGUGUGUUUUGGGUAAUACUGAAAACAUCUGCUACCACAAAUAGAUUUUCUAUUUUUGGAAAUGAACCAUUCAUUAGGAGCACUGUUGGAUUAUAUAUACCAUUCUAUAUAUACCCUCUGGUUAUCUGUUGCAUCUCACUCUUUGUGUGCAGAGUGUACUCUGGGCACAGGCAGAGCAGCAGAACAUCAGGUGCAGUGAAAGUGAAACUUAACCGUUCAUUCAGCUGAGUCUAAAAGUCUGCAUUCACUAGCAGCGGCUGCUCCUCUCAUCCAUCGAUCUGAUGAGAUAAACUCUGACAGAAAAAAAAAAUUACUGAUGGAGAGUUACGCCG